Molecule: messenger RNA, 952 nt
Organism: Teleopsis dalmanni
Lineage: Eukaryota; Metazoa; Arthropoda; Insecta; Diptera; Diopsidae
Product: enhancer of rudimentary homolog
Exons: 4
Coding region: 221-532 (103 amino acids)
Source: RefSeq, a predicted model, not a curated record
GAUAGCUAAUGAUAAGCGAACAAGUGCUAUUAGUGAAAAGGAAACCAAAGGAGUUGUGCGGCAUAAAAAAGCCGACAGAAAUAAAACCAAGUAGCAUUUAUUAAAAUAAUUUGAAUUAAAAUAUAAAUUUGUGCGGAACAAAAUUUCCCCAUAACAACGCUGCCAUUUGUCAAAAGCAGCAAUAAAUAAAAAGUUUUGUAUUUAUUAUACACUGCCCAGUAUGUCUCAUACAAUUUUGUUGGUUCAACCUGGCGGUCGACCAGAGACGCGCACGUACAGUGACUACGAAUCGGUUAAUGAGUGCAUGGAAGGUGUUUGUAAAAUCUAUGAAGAACACCUCAAGCGUCGUAAUCCAAACACCCCCACCAUUACUUAUGAUAUUAGUCAGUUGUUUGACUUCGUGGAUCAGUUGGCAGAUAUAAGCUGCCUUGUGUAUCAAAAGUCAACAAAUACUUAUGCGCCAUACAAUAAGGAAUGGAUAAAGGAGAAGAUAUACGUAUUGCUGCGCCAGGCUGCUGGUAGCACAGACUGAAUUUCAUAAAUUUUUCUUUCAAAAUUUAAUUUAAUUGGAGGUUCUUUUCUUACUAUGUCAUCAUUAAAGAAAUAAAGAUUUUACUAAGAGUCUCCAAUAUCGAAAUAAAUAUUUGCAUUAAAGUAUACUCUGUUUUAUAAAAAUCUUCAUCUUACUAACUCAUUACAAUAUUCUUAUUGUUCAAUGGAUCAAUCAAUAUUAAUAAUAAAUCGUUAACAAAAAGAAAAAUUGACAGAAAUCAACAUUUUUAACAAUUUUCUGUUAAAAUGCAUAAGUCAAGAAUAUUUCUUUGAAAAUUUAGUAAAAUAGUAACAAUACUAAUCAUAAUUUAAUACAAAAUGUUUUUGUAAAUGCCGCAGAAGCGACUUUAUUUAAUUCUUGUAAAAAGUUAGUUUUAGUUUCAUAAAAUAAAAAAGUAUG